AUGAGGAUUUAUGGGUUCAAUUUUAGGAAGAAAGAAAGAGAAGAUGGAGGAAGAAGAAAGGAUCUCCGGAUAAACGAUUCUACAAAAACGAAGGCAAACGAAGGAGAACAAGAAGGAAAUUUGAAAGAACGAGUUAUUGAGGAAAUUGUAAAGAAUGAGUUUGAUAAUUCAGCAACGGACGGUAUUUUGGAUGAUGCUUGUUCGUAUAACCUGAGGAGUAGCGAAGCAAAUCCAUGCAAAGGGCCGUGCCUGCAAGCAGUACAUAGGGCAAUUAACUCUAAUGAGUGGAGAGACAUACAAGUCAGCGACGCUUAA
Dovyalis caffra is the source of this 315-nucleotide messenger RNA. The record is from the annotation of a GenBank genome assembly. NCBI's taxonomy places the organism in Eukaryota, Viridiplantae, Streptophyta, Magnoliopsida, Malpighiales, Salicaceae.